AUGGCUUUGACAUUGUUUAUCACGGUGACCUUUGAGGCAUCAAUCCGGUAUAUCGAAACCAAUUUAUGGGAUGCAUUCACUAUCUUCCAGAUAUUGACGACUUGGAUUUUGCCCACUGUGAGCUUGAUUGCCCAGUUGCCCUGGGAAUCGCUGAACAUACGCAAGAGAAGGAAUCUGGAGGCCUUUCUGAACUGGAUGGGUGCUCCGUCUGCGAGCCUGACCACAACCAUCUUCAACAUAUACAUGAUCAAGAGAUGCAAUGAACUGGCUCGAUCAUCAUCCCAAGACGCCCGAAUGGACGACGCCAUGUAUAUCUUGAGCUGUAUCAAUCAGUAUCAAUACCCAGGGACGUUGCAGACCACACAGCUCGUUGACCGCCCUCACACGGAGACAAUGCGCGAACGAGCCCUCCCAAGGUUGGAGAAACUGGCAGCGUGGGUAAAACGAUCGCAAAGCGUGGACGCCUCCAGUGACUCUGAGGAAGAAUUCCCCUCUACCAUGAGACGUCGGAAUAGAGCGCUCUUACAGGGAGUCUUCGGCCAGCUGAAGCUGUCCGAACGAGAUCUGCAUCCUGACGAGGAAGAGCUCCGAAACCGGCUGGCAGAGUUGAACGCCACUCUUGCGUACCAACUACGCCUCAGCCGUAGGAAAGGAGUGUGGCCUUUGGCGCUCAAUAUCCUAUGGUUCGGAGUCUCAUUGAUCAUUUCGGUCGCCGUCGCCUUUGCCGAUCUUGGUGAUAAUACCACUGCACAUUCACUCGCGCUUGGACUUCUACUGUCUUGGAUUCCGUCUUUAGUGGUUAUGGCAAUUGUCGAUCGUAACCCCACGAACUCCCGUCGAUGCCAGGAGCUCAUCGAAAGGUGGUUGUUCAAUAUCGACCAGGUCGUUGAAGCACAAAAGCGGAAGGAGCGUAUCAGAAAUGCAGCUCAUACAUACACCCAGCCUCCGCAAGGAGAACAUGCGAGCGGGACCGAGGCAGCACAACCGGAACAGGGCGAGGAAGUACAGCGAGGACCAGAGGAUACCCACCUGAUAUUGUGGAGCAAAGCUCUCGAACGAAAGCAUCCUGGACUGCGAAGAGCAUAUGGCAUUGGGCGCUUUGUUGGCCAAGGACGAUACCUGAGGUAUUGCGGUGUCGCCAAUGCUGCGCUUAUGCAAUACGAGCGAACAGGAGGGGACCUCGAUAAGCUCAAUCUUGACGAUCCGACUGGGUUCGAAACACAGUUGACGAGAAGACCAUACUCGUGGUAUAUCACAUGGGCAUUCAGCGAGAUGAUUGUUGCCAUUAGCUUUGGCAUGGCAUUCAUUGUGUCAUUCAACACGCCAACGAUAGGGCUGGGUUGUCGAUCCGGACUUUACUUGAUCUGGUAUCUGAUGACUUCCCUAUCAUGGCUAAUGCUGCUGGUUAUCCAGGAGCCAUGGCGCUGGUUGCAAAAGCUACUGCUUUUGCCCAAUUUCCUGGCGGUGGUGUUGCUAUUCCUUUUGACGCUAUUUCAGGUCUUGGGAGUAUUGACUGGUUGUGUGUGCCAGGCGAGCACGUUUGGUAGCUCUGCGUAUGGAGGCUACAUGGACUUUGAAAAUGGAGUCUUCUACCGCAAGGCAUACAACGUCACGGUGUUUUGGGGUACGGCGGCAGCCAUUGGGUUCUUCACCUCCUUCGUCGUCAUAGCCUAG
This is a messenger RNA of Cladophialophora bantiana CBS 173.52, 1674 nucleotides long. RefSeq lists its product as uncharacterized. Lineage: Eukaryota; Fungi; Ascomycota; Eurotiomycetes; Chaetothyriales; Herpotrichiellaceae. The transcript is spliced from 3 exons. The coding region runs from base 1 to 1674 and encodes 557 amino acids. The record is from RefSeq and is a predicted model, not a curated record.